This is a messenger RNA of Fusarium musae, 921 nucleotides long. RefSeq lists its product as uncharacterized. The transcript has a single exon. Bases 1 to 921 code for a protein of 306 amino acids. The record is from RefSeq and is a predicted model, not a curated record. NCBI's taxonomy places the organism in Eukaryota, Fungi, Ascomycota, Sordariomycetes, Hypocreales, Nectriaceae.
AUGUCUCUCCCAACAGUCUAUGUCGUCGCCGCUACAGGCACCCAAGGCUCAGCAGUAUGUCGCCACCUCCGCCAAUCAAACUGGUCCGUCAGCGCUACAGUGCGAAACACCGAGUCUCCCCAAGCCCAAGCGCUCGCUAAGAUCGGCGUCGUCUUGAACUCUGGCGAUUGGGACGAUGAAGAAGCACUCACUGCCGGCUUGACAGGCUGCAACAAAUUAUUCCUCGCUCUUGGACCCAACUAUAGCAAUCUGGAUGAUGAGCGCAUCUGGGCUCAAAGGAUCAUCGCACUGGCUAAGAAGGCGGGCGUUGAGCAUAUCGUGUACUCGAGCUCAAUCAGCGCUGAUGCUCCCGAGAGGCGCACGCUUCUUCCUCCGAGUCACCUGAUCUUCAAGACGCUUUUUGUCAAGAAUGUCAUUGAAGGGCUUGUUAAGCGAGCUGGAUUCGAGCACUGGACUAUCAUCCGUCCCGGAUUCUUCAUGUCCAACCUUCUCGCCCCCAAAGCUCGUAUCUACAGUGACUUAUUCGAGAAUAACAUCUGGUUGACCGCCUUGAAGCCCGACACCAAGCUCAACCUCGUGGACCCGCAAGACAUCGCCAAAUUCACCUUGGCCGCUUUCAACAACCCUGAAAAAUUUAAUGGGGAAGAAAUUGACCUUGUCAGUGAGAGGUUGACGGCCGUGCAGAUGAUGCAGUGUCUGGCUCAUGCCACUGGGCGAGAGAUGAAGGCCCAGUUCUACGCCGAUGAGCAAGUGGCCCAGGCUAUGGAUACCAACCCCUUCAUUGGAUCGCAGGUUUUUCUGAGGGAUGGUGAGAAAUGCGUUGAUGCUGAGAGGGUCAAGACUUGGGGAAUUGGGUUGGGUAGCUUCAAGGAGUUCUUGGUCCGCGAGAAGGAUGCUGUGGCUGAGACAUAUGCCUCGUAG